CUGCCCGCCGCGCCCCGGCUGUCCGGCGCCCAGGCCGCUGGGGACGCGCCUGCCCCCGCCCUGCCCCCGCCAUGGGCGGGUAGCGGGACCCGCCUCGCCUCAGCCCUGCGGAGCCCCCCCGCCCUCCGCGCCAUGGGGUCCCCGGCGGGAGCCUCGGCGGCCGCGGCCACCGACUCGGCGCAGUGGCUGUCGGUGAAGGAGGAGACCAUCUUCCUGCACGACGGGCUGAUCCGGGUCACCGACCUGGCCGAGCUGCCCAGCGAGAUCAUUGGGGUGGCCGAGCCCGGAGACACCGAGCUGGAGAUCCUGUCGUUCGAGACCAAGAACCCUUCGGAGCUGGCCGAGCGCUUACGGUCCGUGUGUGGGAACCAGAGCAACGCCUAUGCCCGGCUGCUGGAAUACCGGCUGAACGCCCUCAGGGGGCUCUGGAACGCCCAGCGCCAGCUGGCCCUGGAGGAGCAGCACGACCGGGAGAGCUCCGGGGACGAGGAGGCCCUGGCCCUGCUCAAGCGCCAGGGGCUGUUACAGCAGCCGGAGCAGGCGCCGUUCACCUCCCGCAUGGGGCUGCUCCUGGUGUUCCCCCUCAUCCAGUCCCAGAGUAGAACGGACCCUUCCCUGUGUAACAUCACUGCUGAGGUGCUGCUGAACUGCCUUCGGGACUGCCAGCCCUUGAGCCUCACCAAGGAACCCGCCGACUGCCUCAACGGCAUCGAGGCCCUGCUCUGCUCCUGGCUGGAGGACACGUCGCCCUCCGGCCAGCACAUCCCCUACAAGCAGAAGGAAAAUGCUGCUGCUGCCCUAGUUGCCUUGGCUUGUGCAAGAGGGUCGCUGAAAACCUUUGUUCAUACAGUGCAUCUAUUACAGAAACAGACUGAGCUGGGGUCCCUGCCUGUGGCUGAUGUUCUCUACAGGUUGUUGCUUUUGGAGGGAGGCCCUGGAUCACCCUCCUGUUUGCUUGGAGGAAAGCACAUCGUGUCCUGGGGCUUUGAAGACAUGUUACCUGCCCCUGAUGCCAACACUGGCUCCAGCAGCGAAAAUAAAGAUGCAGAUUUAGGAAGGUGUCUUGCAGCAGAUGGGCUCUAUCUUUACACAACUAAUUCCGUGGGCAGAGGAAUAAGCAAGUUGGGGUCUGGACUCCACGGUACUUUGAGGGGUUUUGUGUACUGCAGGAACGAGGAGCUCGAGACGGGCUGGGUUGCCUUUGGGAAUGGGAAACUUCUCCAUCGCCCCGUGUCUUUUGAUAAUAAACCUCACUACCUUUUCCAGGUGGUGGAUCAACAUACCCUUCAGGUAUGUCAGAUAAUCCCAAUGCCAGUAAAUCACUUCCCAGUGGGCAGUACCAUGACCACGGUGCAUCUUUCUUCAGAUGGCACAUAUUUCUACUGGAUUUGGUCUCCUGCAAGUCUUAACGAGAAAACACCAAAAGGCCACUCUGUCUUCAUGGAUAUUUUUGAAAUUAUAGUAGAAAAUGGCCUAUGUAUAGCAAAUCCUCUGCAGGAAAGAAUUAUAUUGAUGAGGAAAGAGGGUGAAUCUGCCAAGAGCAUCAAUGAGAUGCUGCUGAGCCGCCUGUCCCGGUACAGGGCCUCCCCUUCAGCAACCCUGGCUGCUCUCACAGGCUCCACCAUCUCCAACACACUCAAGGAGGACCAAGCAGCUGCCAACACCAGCUGUGGGCUGCCCCUGAAGAUGCUGAGGAAGACCCCCAUCUACACCUGUGGGACGUACCUGGUGAUGCUGGUCCCACCCCCGGGGGGGUCGGGCAGCUCCGCCACCCGCUCUCUCUUCGGAGGAACAAGUGCUUUGUCAUCCUUAAAAAUUCUUGCCUCCAGCCUGGUGUUCAACAUCUCGGACGGGCAGUUCACCAGCAGAGCAGAUCUCAUCGAUGCUGCAGGGAGUUCCCUUGGACGUGGUGCUCUAGUUCCAGGACUUGGUGCUUGUUAUGAUACAAUGAAUAACAUGAUCUGGACGUGCUCCAAUGAUUACAUUGAUCAGUGGUGCAAUCCUGGGAACCAGGCAUUCCACUGUGUGUGCCAGAGGCUGGGAGUGAGUCACGUCAUCACAGAGCCCAAAGGGGAUGCAACAACCACAAACGAGGUUAUCAACCAGUUACUGCACCAUGUUGGUGCCAUGUGUAUCCAUCAACUCAACCUCCUGGCAGCCAGCAACAACCUUCCCAUCACCAAUUUUUUGGGCAAGCAGCAUCCAAUUGAAGCCCAUCACCUCAGCAGCAUCUGUGACAUUAUGGAGAAGGCCAUGGUGAAUGGAGACACCUGCAUCAUCCGCUGCAUCCUCGUGGUCUUUCAGGUGGUUUUUAAGUUUUUCUUCAGCCCCCAAACUGAAAGGAACAGAGACAUUGUCAGAAGGUCUGGCCUUUUGCUUUGGCAGUUACUGAUGGCCCCAAGGGACCAGAUUUGCUCUGAAAUUCAGAAGGAGGUUUGUCUGGCUAUUAGCUCUGGUUUAAAUAUCCUGUAUCCUGGUGAAGCAGAAAUCAAUAAUUUAUUGAAAUUGGUCUUAACUGAAGGGGAGAGGAACAGUGGGCUGUCUCAGCUGCGUGAUGUUAUCCUGACUAAUUUAGCUGAGCAGCUUCAGAACAACAGAUUUGGGAGUGAAGAUGAUGAUCAUUAUAGACUAAAUGAUGAGCUGUUGCACUACAUUCUCAAGAUUGUUGUCCGAGAAUCUUGUGUCUUAAUCACCAAGUGCCAAACUGUAUCUAAAGAUGAUUUUCAAAGGCUUCUUUCAACUGUGCCUGCUGCAUCCUCCUGCUUGAGGUACCUGAUGGCUGUACAGAACCACCUCCUCAGUAACACUAUUUUGAUUAAACCUGAUGAAAAUGAUGACAGUGACAGCUCCUUGCAGGGAGAGACAUUGAAGGUACAGGAACUAAAGACCAGCAUUUUGUCUCUGGCUACACAAAUUCUGACAGGAUGUGAUGAGGUCUUAGAAAUGCUGCAACAAGUCACUACAGCACUAAUAAACAGUGACAUUUCUGACAGGGAGCAAAGGUUAAAAGGGCUGGAGCAGAUUACAAAGGCUACAAUGCUUGGUCACUUGCUCCCUGUCCUGCUGACAUCUCUGAUGCACCCCAAUUUGCAGACCCUCACCAUGGCUGAUGCCCUGAUGCCUCAGCUGGUGCAGCUGGUUCUUUAUACCAGUCAGACUGCACUGCUGCUCAAAACCCAGUCUCCAGUUUUCUCAGAACUGAACAGUUCCCCCAGUUGUGCUUCAGAGCAGAAAGGGAAGCUCUUACCUGAUGAAAGAAUGCUGGAAGAGAAAGAAGAGCCAGGAUUCCUCACUGGGUUGAAGAUCCCUGCUCCGUGGGCUGCUGGGAAGACUGUAGAGACAGUUCAUCCCGUCAGGGAUAACUAUAAAUUUAAGGAAACUGUCCACAUUCCAGGAGCCCGCUGUUUGUAUCUUAGAUUUGACAACAGAUGCUCUUCCCAGUAUGAUUAUGAUAAGUCUAACAGUGUAUUUUAUGUUUUGAAGUUGGUGAUCUAUGCUGGUCCUAACACAAACAGUAGGAAGGUUGCUGAGUAUGGAGGCAAUACACUGGGAUAUGGCAGCCGUAGUGUCUUAGGAACUGGUUGGCCCAAGGACUUAGUAAAGGUGGAAGGGGACACAGUGACCUUCUCCUUCGAGAUGCGGAGCGGGCGGGAGCACAACACCCCCGACAAGGCCAUGUGGGGCUUUGCCUGCACGGUCCGAGCACAGGAAUCCUCAGAGGAUGUGUCAGGGGGUUUGCCCUUUCUGGUGGAUCUGGCCCUGGGCCUUUCUGUGCUGGCCUGUUCCAUGCUGAGGAUCUUGUACAACGGACCAGAAAUUACCAAAGAUGAAGAAACCUGUCAAGAGCUCUUAAGAUCUAAACUGUUACAAAGGUGCCAGUGGCAGGUGGAAGCCAAUGGUGUCAUAUCUCCAGCCCUUACUCCAAGUCCCUCUCCGUUGCCUCUUACUAUAGAUGAAGACAGAGAAUUCACAUAUCCCUCUGAUGUCCUUGUGCCUCCUGUUGGACACUACUUUGACCUGCCAAGGAUUAGGCUGCCUCCAGGAAUCAUGAUAAAGCUCAGGGAAAUUUCUGGACGUGCUCGGCCUCAAUUUAGACCCAGUAUAAAGGAAGUGAUCCAGCCAGAAGUGAUGGAGGAGAUGGUAGUUUCAUGUGUGAUUAAACAUUUGAACUUGGUGGAUGCUCUCCAGUCCCUGAUAAAUUUCCAAUAUCAGGAAGAACACGCUGAAGAAUAUGAUUUACUUUGUAAAAUCAUGGGAGAGACCUUUAAGAAACUAAAUGCCAUGGAAAGGCAAUUGCAGAGCGUGGCUGAGCUGGAGCAGAAGUGGCAGAACGAGGUAGAUGAUGCCAUGCAUGGGAAGCUGGAGAACAAUGUCCCAUUCUUUUAUGAUUAUCACUUCAACGAGAGCAAGAUGAAAGAACUGGAGCUUCUGUGCUCGAUGAAGGAAGUUUCUUUUGAUGGAAGUGAUCUGGAGAACGUGGUGCUGGCAUUAAGGGAGAAGUUCUUCCAAGAGGUGAAUUCCCUGAUACAGAAGACCUCUCAUCCCCUUGCAAAAACAAAAACCUUGGUGAAGAGCUUGAUGAACAGAGCAGAGCUGUUACUGCAUGUCACUAUUGCAGCACAGUCUGGUAUCACAAGGAGUAUCUCUGGGACCCCUGCAGAGACUCCAGCCUGUAAAUCAGCCUCUGAGACCAAAGUGAUCUCCCACGCCGUGCGCCAGCCCGUGUUCCUGCGCAGCAUGUCGGCCCCGUCCGACCUGGAGAUGAUUGGGAAUGAAGACAUCGAGUUUGCUCGAGCAAGUCAGAGGCGCCGGCACGUCACCAGCCACAGGAGCAGCUCCUUCACUCUACUCCAGUCCCUGGCCAUCGAGGACAGCAGGGACAAACCCACCUACAGUGUCUUACUGGGGCAGCUCUUUGCUUUCAUUGGAACCAACCCUGACCAAGCGGUGUCCAGCAGCAGUUUCCUGCUGGCUGCCCAGACCCGCUGGCGCCGCGGGAACACCAGGAAACAGGCGCUGGUGCACAUGAGGGAGCUGCUGACGGCGGCCGUUCGGGUCGGGGGGGUGACCCACCUCGUAGGCCCCGUGACCAUGGUGCUUCAGGGAGGACCAAGGAUUGAGGAGCUCACGUGUGGCGGGAUGGUGGAGCAAGUGCAGGAAGCCUUUGGGGAGACGAUGACGUCCGUGGUGUCCCUGUGUGCCCGUUACCCCAUCGCUUGUGCCAACAGCAUCGGCCUCCUGUGCACUAUUCCUUACACAAGGAGCGAGGAGAAGUGUUUGGUGCGGAGUGGGCUGGUCCAGCUCAUGGACAGGCUGUGCAGUCUGAGCAGCCAGACAGAAUCCAGCUCCAAUGAAAAGCAGACCAAGAAACAGAAGGUGGCCACCAUGGCUUGGGCUGCCUUCCAGGUGCUCGCCAACCGCUGUGUGGAGUGGGAGAAGGAGGAAGGUGGUUCCACAGAUGCUGUUCACUCAGGGCUGGCUCGUCAGGUCUCCAGCCUCCUCACCAACCACCUGGCACGAGCCACCGAGUGUUGUGGCAACCAGGCAGCAGGGAAUGAUGCCCUUCAGGAUGUCCUCAGCCUUCUUAAUGACCUGUCACGGAGUCACAUAGGUAAAGCCAUCCUGAGCCAGCCAGCCUGUGUGUCCAAGCUCCUGUCACUUCUCUUGGACCAACGUCCUUCUCCGAAGUUGGUCCUUAUAAUCCUCCAGCUGUGUCGUGCUGCUCUGCCCCUCAUGAGUGUUGAGGACUGUGGAAAUGUGGAGCUGCCUCCCUGGAGUUACUCGGUGCCCUCUCUGAACAGCGAGCAGGAUGAUCCCAGUGAUCCAGCCUCCAAGAUUGCCUCCCUGCUGCUGGCAAAGCUGGCAGAUUAUGUAGUACCAGGAUGCCAGACAGUUCUUUCUCCAACUGCCUCUGAACCAGAUACUACCUUGGCAAAAACCAGCCCUAAAAAUUCCAUAAAAGGUGAUAAAGACCCUGGAGAAGAAAGCGAGGCAGUGGAUGGUAAACUCUCUAUUUUUAUUCAUAAACGAGAAGAUCAGUCAUCCCAUGAAGUCCUUCAGCCAUUACUAAGUAGCUCAGAAGGUCGUCCAUUCCGACUGGGAACUGGAGCCAACAUGGAGAAAGUGGUGAAGAUGGAUCGAGACAUGACAAAAAGUGGCUGCUGUGAAGUUAUUACAGAAGAAGCUGCUGCAGCUCUUCGAAAGGCAACAAAGUGGGCACAGUCUGGGCUGAUAGUGAGUGUGGGACCACCCAUAGAGACUGUGAAUCCAGAAACCACGAGUGGGUUGUCCACUGGGGACAAAAAGAAGACAGCACAAACAUCCAUUUGCAGAGAGAGGAAUUCUGAGCUCGCCAGGACAGACCCCGUGAGGCCGUUCAUCAGCGGGCACGUUGCCAACAGCAUGGCAGCAGAGGUGAUCGCACUGCUGCACAGCCUGCUCAUGGCCCCAGAGUCCAAUGCAGCCCAGAUCUGGACCACAACUGCUGAGAAAGUUCUGUCUCGGGCUCUGAUGUACAUUCCACAACUUGGGAAAUAUGCAGAGAGCAUUUUGGAGAAUGGGAGCAGCAGUGGAAGGAAACUUGCUAAACUUCAAAGAAUUGCUCGGCAGGCAGUGGCUGCCCUGUGUGCUCUGGGGGGCUUUAAGGAGACAAUUAAAAUAGGUUCUGAAGUCCAGGUUUUAGGUAAAGGAAUAGCAGGAAGCAUUGGAGUUGUGGCAUCUAUUAAUGAACAAGAAGGUAUAGCUACGGUCAAAUUCCCACCUUCCAGUAUAGACAGUAGAAAGACCUCCCAAGCAGCAGACACAUUAACUAUUCCGUUAUCUAGGCUCUGUGUUCCAAGAUCUGAGGCAUUGCCUCUUCAUAAACUGUCCAUUACUGAGAAGGUAGUACAGGCAGUCCAGUCCAUGUUGCUCCCUCAGGAGGGAAGUCUAUCUAUUCACACCUCACUUCCUGCAACAGGAGAUGGCUCAACUCCAGUAAUGGCAGUGGUCCGGCUUCUUGCUGAAAUAAGAACCAGAGCAUGCCUGGUGAUGGCUCAGCUGUUGGAAGACAGCUCAUUCUGUGAAGAAUUCAUUCAACAGUGUCCAGCUGCUGUAGAAGUGCUGAAUUUGGUGGCCCAGGAGUGCAGCCCUGGGGAGAGGCUGCUGGUGGUGGAAAUGCAGUGUGAGAGGUUACGGAUGUUGUACCGGGACUGUGCUCGACCUCCCCCUCCUCCCCUCCAGGCAGACAGAAGGCAGCCCAAAGAAAUCACGUGGAGCCCCUCCAGAGUGUUUCCCCCAGUGAGGGCAUGUAUGUUCUCCUCACACCUGGCAGCUGUGACCUUCCUGGCUGAUCCCAGUGCAGGGGGGGGGCUCCCUCGGGGCACCUUCAUCUAUGCCACCUCACCAGUUCCAGUGCAGGCACCAUCAUUCUACUGGGAAAUUGAAGUAGUGUCCUAUGGAGAUACAGAUGAUGACACUGGACCAAUAGUUUCAUUUGGAUUUGCCACAGAAGCUGAAAAACGGGAUGGUGCUUGGACAAACCCUGUGGGCACCUGUCUCUUCCACAACAAUGGGCGAGCAGUGCAUUACAAUGGCUCCAGCCUGCUGCAGUGGAAGAGUGUCAGACUGGAUGUGACUCUCUCUCCUGGUGACGUAGCAGGAAUUGGAUGGGAAAGGACAGAAGGAACUCCCCCUCCUCCAGGGCAGCCAGCAAAGGGCAGAGUUUAUUUUACAUACUGUGGGCAGCGACUCGGGCCGUACCUGGAGGAUGUCUCUGGUGGAAUGUGGCCAGUUGUCCACAUUCAGAAAAAGAACACCAAGGUCCGGGCUAACUUCGGCUCCCGGCAGUUUGCCUUUGCCGAGGGCCAGGCCCACCGGAACGCUGCCGACCUGUGCAUCGACCUGGCCGAGGAGAUCAGUGCCAACUUCGAGGCCCUGCCCUUUGCCAUGGCCUCUGACAGUGACAAUGACGCCGGCACCAGCAUCGCCUCCGACCCCGGCACCCACGGGCCCCCCUGCAGGAUCGCAGCCGUGGCCACGGCCCAACAACAAUAUGACAGUGACACAUCUUGCCACUAUAAAAUGGAGCUGAGCUAUGAGAACUUUAUCACCUCAGGUCCUGAUCCUCACCCCCCUCCAAUUGCAGAUGAUGAAAGCGAUGAUGAUGAUGACGACGAUAUUCCCCGGGAGGACCACUAUGCCCUCUUGGUUAAAGCCUGGGAAACUAAAGUUUUCCCUACAAUUCGAAGAAGGUUCCGUAAUGAGGCUGAGAGGAAAUCUGGGCUGGAUCAGAUUAAAGGAGCUCUCCAGUUAGGAAUGGUUGAUAUAGCCCGGCAAACUGUGGAAUUCCUCUAUGAGGAAAACGGGGGCAUCCCAAGAGACUUGUACCUUCCCACCAUCGAGGACAUCAAAGAUGAGGCAAACAAGUUCACAAUUGAUAAAGUACGGAAAGGUCUCACAGUGGUGACUCGCUCUCCUGACAGCAACAAUGUCACCAGCAGUGCUGUGGGAACAGCUUUACCCAAGUUUGCUAUUCGGGGGAUGCUGAAGACAUUUGGUCUUCACGGUGUUGUUCUGGAUGUUGAUUCGGUGAAUGAACUGGUACAAGUAGAGACCUAUCUCCGAAGUGAGGGAGUUCUGGUGAGGUACUGGUAUCCCAUUGACAUGCUGGAAAGGCCACCUGCAGGAUACAGGAGGACUGCAACCAAUGGAUUGGUUACCCUGGAUAACACCAACAUACAAAUUCACAGAGAACUGUUGAGGAGUGAAGCUGCCCUGGCCAAGCUCUACUGUCGGAUGGCUCUGCUCAACAUUUUUGCCCCCAAAUCUCCCCACAUGUUUACUCGGCUCUUCCACAUUCCUGCCAUCCGGGAUAUCACCCUGGAGCACCUGCAGCUGCUCUCCAACCAGCUUCUUGCACCACCUCUUCCUGAUGGAACAAUCAGUUCAAGCUCUAUCCUUCUGGCCCAGUCCUUGCAACACUGCAUCCAUUCCCAGACCUGUGCUGCCACAGACCUCUUCUACCAGGGCAAUUCCCAGGCCAUCAGGGAGUGGCUCACCGUGGCCAUUACUCGGACGCUGCACCAAGGAGAGGAGAGUCUGUUGGACCUCACGAAACAGAUCUGCUCCUUUUUGCAGGCAGCGCCAGAACAGUUUCCUGCUGAAGAAUUCCCAAUUUCAGAAUCCAAAGUCAACAUGGAUGUUAACUUCCCUGGGGCUGCAUUUGUGAUUGUGUCCUGUAAGGAAAGUCAGUCUGGAUUCCGCAAAGAUUCAUCCCUGUACAAAGCCCCCUGGGCUCGGGUGCUGGUGUAUGGGCUGGGGCACAAAGUGAAGAGGAAUGGGCAGCUGAACCUCAUCGAGGCCGUGUGUUACCCCCGGGAUGCCUCCCCGACCAACACCGGCCUCACACCACCCCCCACCACCAACCAGUACCCAGCUGUCAUCACCCCCACAGACAAGGUGCACAUCAAACUAGGAGUGUCUCCUCCUCCUGGAGCUGUGUUGGUCUUGCAUUCCCUUCCCCUGGAAUUCCCCCUGGCAAUGGCAUUCACAGAACAGCUCUUAACUUGGAAAUUAGAAGAUGGGGAUGGAAAAUCAGAAGAUGAACUGGACACUAUUCCUGCUUCAGUUCUCUUGCAAGUAGUGGAAUUCUUAGGGAACUUCCUCUGGACCACUGAUAUGGCAGCGUGUGUGAAGGAAUUAAUAUUUCACCUCCUGGCUGAGUUGCUUCGCAAAAUCCACAACCUGGAGCAGAAGAAGAAUCCAGCAGGAUUGUCGUCCUCCAUUGCCCUGCAGCUCAACCCCUGCCUGGCCAUGCUCAUGGCCCUGCAGUCAGAGCUUCACAAGCUGUAUGAUGAGGAAACCCAGAACUGGGUGUCUGGGAAUGCCUGUGGUGGUUCUGGGGUUGGAGUGGCUGACCAGGGAAGGUUCUCCACGUACUUCCAUGCCCUGAUGGAAGUUUGCCUCGCUGUGGCAGAAGUAACCUUGCCCAUCAACAUGAGUGUCACAGCCAAUGUGAUAUCGUCCACAAGUGCCCCAAAUCUCAGUGACUCUUCAUCCUCAUCUUCAUCCUCUCCGGGACAGACACCACAGAGUCCAAGCUUGCUGUCAAAGCGGAAAAAGGUCAAAAUGAAGCGGGAAAAGACGUCGUCCUCAGGGAAAAGGGCUUCGUCCAGAGCAGCCGAGACGGACGCCGCGCUCCUCAGCAUCGGAGGGAGCAAGCCUGAGGACAUGCUGUGGUUCCACAGAGCACUGACUCUGCUCAUAAUCCUCAGGCACCUGACCAAAAAGGAUCCCCAGGGGCUGGGAGUGACAAACGAUGCGGUGGCAGACGCCUGCCAGGCCCUGGUGGGUCCCACGGCCCACAGCCGCCUGCUCGUCAUCUCAGGGAUCCCCACCCACCUGGAGGAGGGCACGGUCAGGAGUGCCAUCAGAAAGGCCUGCAAUGCCCACGGGGGGGUCUUCAAAGAUGAGAUCUACAUCCCUUUGCAGGAAGAGGAUCCAAAAAAAAUCAAGGACAAAGCAGAAGGAGGCGAAUGCAGAACUGAACUGGAGAAACCAACUGUUUCCAGCAGCGCAGACAGUCUGGACAUCAGCAGCUCCAGCAGUGUCACCCCUGCCAUGAGCGUCAGUGCCUCGGCAUCCACCAGCCAGGCUUCCCUCUGCAGCUCCCAGGGGAUAUCCCGCACCGUCAGCGACAUCUCCGUGGACCAGUUCCAAGCAGGACUGGAACUGGCCAUCCCACCUGGAUUGCUGGAACAACCACAUGUUGUUUCCAGCCAGGAGAGUUUGGAUCUCUCCCACUGCAGCACUGGGAGCCUGGGCAGCCUUGGCAGCCUUGGGGAACCCCUCGACAAUGUGGAAACGGCAUCGGUGUCGGACGUGGGGUCCAUGUACACGGUCACAUCCCUGGACAACCAGCCCCUGCUGUCACGGCCCAUCAAGGGCUUUGCUGUGGUGGAGAUAAGGUCAAGAGCUAAAAUAGAGAAAAUCCGAGCCAGCCUGUUCAACAGCAGUGACCUCAUUGGCCUGUCCAGCCUGGAUGGUGAAGAUGAGCUGAUGGAGAUGUCAACUGAGGAGAUUUUAACUGUUUCUACUGUAAACCAGAGUUUAUUUGACACCCAAGGGAGCCCAGCACUAGAAGAUUAUUUCAAUGAUAAAUCAAUAAAAGGUGAGAAAUUGGUCCCAGGUGCUCGAGAAGUCCUCACAGAAAUCUUUAAAAGCUGUGUCCAUUCUGAGCAAAUGCUGAGCCUGACCCCAGCCAAGCCCAUCAAGGUGUCUGACAUCUACCUCAGCAAGGAGCAGAUCAACUCCCAGACUCCUGGGAACCUCCUACACGUGUUCUUCACCAACGUCCGCCCUCCCAAGAAGGUGCUCGAGGAUCAGCUCACCCAGAUUUUAAGGAAGUAUGGGGUGCCCAAGCCCAAAUUUGACAAGAGCAAGUACAACAAGGCGGGCAAGGAGCAGCACCCGGUGAAGGUGGUGAGCACCAAGCGCCCGGUCACCAAACCCCCUACCAAGGAGAAGUCCAUGCUCAACAGUGUCAGCCGAACAGCCUUAAGUGAGAAGAAACCUACUGUAAAGCCAAAAUCUCCUGAGAAGAGUAAACCUGAAGAGAAGGACCCCGAAAAGUCUCCCACAAAGAAACAGGAAGUUCCUGAGGAGAAGUAUCUGACCCUGGAUGGAUUCCACAGAUUUGUGGUGGACCGCUCCAGCAGGACAUCCGCAGUGUGUGGAGAGCAUCCUCUCCUGUGGGUAUGACCUGCACUUUGAAAGGUGUGCCUGCAUCGAUGCCAGACAUGCCCAGAAAGCGUCCCGUAAGUGGACCCUGGAGAUGGAUGUGGCCCUUGUCCAGUACAUCAACAGGCUGUGCCGUCACCUGGCCAUCACUCCAGCACGGCUCCAUCCCCACGAGGUGUAUCUGGAUCCAGCUGAUGCAGCAGAUCCCAGGAUUGCCUGCUUGUUGAAUGUUCCCGUGUAGAGCCUGCGCCUGCGCUUUGCUCUGCUCCAGGCCCUCAACACGACGCUGGAAACGUCUUCCUGCCGCUGGUGGAGCUGCGCCAGACGGACUGUACGGGAAACAGCAUCGCUGCCCUGCUGCAGGAGGCC
Messenger RNA from Chiroxiphia lanceolata (lance-tailed manakin), 12087 nucleotides. It is a transcript of the gene HECTD4, whose product is annotated as HECT domain E3 ubiquitin protein ligase 4. The transcript has 68 exons. Bases 133 to 11739 code for a protein of 3868 amino acids. NCBI's taxonomy places the organism in Eukaryota, Metazoa, Chordata, Aves, Passeriformes, Pipridae. The record is from RefSeq and is a predicted model, not a curated record.